CGAAGGCGAUGUCCAGUGCGCUGUGUUGCGCGACGAAGAAGGGGGCUGCGUUUGGUCGUCGUCGUGAUGGUCGUUUCUACGCUGCUCGUGUGUACCCGGUGACUCGACGAUCGUGUGCGGCGUCACACGCACGUCCGUGUAGGACGUGAGCGUCGCGACCUGCAGCAAGUUACGCGGAACAUCCGUGUUUGUUCGCGUUGUGUGAUAUCCGUGUCGAAUCGUGUAUUACGUCGUGCCGAAUCCUUGACUAACGUCGUCGUCGUCGUCGUCAUCAUCAUCAUCGUCGUCGUCGUCGUCGUUGUCGUCGUCGUCGUCGUCGUCGUUGUCGUCGUCGUCGUCGUCGUCGUCGCGUCGUGUCGUCGCGACGUGCGUACGUGCGUGCGCGGGAGCGCCCGCGCGCGCUCUCGGCAUCGACGAAGUGAGACAUUGAAUGUACGUGCGAGAGAGAGAAACAGUGAGAUCGACGGAAAGGGCUGGUGGGAGGGCAGAGAGGAGGAGAACAGAGAAGGCGGGUAUAGGGCUCUAGCGUGCAAUGUGUUUGUGUUAGUGACUUGUGUAAAAUUUGCGAAGCGGUGGAAAAAGAGAAAUAGAUAGGAGAGAAAAAGAGCGAAAAACGUAAGACAGAGAGAGAUCGACAUAAAGAGCUCGAGAGAAGAAGAGAGAGACAGAGGAGCGGCGGCGGUGGCGCUUUUUUUCACUCGUCCGCUCUCGAGAGGGCGGACGAGAGUGGUAUCUUCGUCUCUCUUUCUCUCUCUCUCUGUCUCCCCGAGUGUGUGUUCGUGUCCCCUCUCGUCGCCGACGCGAGCGGCAGGUAGAGGAGGCGCGCGAAGGCACCGUUCGAGCGAGCGAGCGAGUGAGCGAACGGACAACAGCGAGAAGGUGAAGGAAGACGAAAGUGGCGAGAAAGGGAGAAGCGUCGGCGUCGAGACGCCCGGCGACCAACUACCUGCUAACGACGCCGGGCCGACUAAACGCGCGCGAUUUGUCACAUUACGUUUUGUCGCUUCCGCCGCUAUUUGUGAUUCGCACUUGCGGCGGAUAGCUGCCUGUGUGUGGGAGAAAUGGGAUGCGCGGCGAGUCGUUGUCGGCCCACCUAGCGAGUUAGUAUUUCUCGCCUGCCUGGCGCUCGUCGCGGCAGCGGCGGCGACGGUGGUGGCGUUGGCGGUGUCGGUGGCGGUGGCUGUGGCACUGGCGGUGGCCGUCGCGGUGGCGGUAGCGGUAGCGACGAGGCCCAACGGCGAGAAGCGGUCGGAAAAAUGGCGUCCGAUAACGAAGCCUCUUGCGCGAGUGACCCAAAUUUUGCGGUGAUCUGUUCGUUUCUCGGCUGCUUCGGCAAGUCCUGCGGCAUCGUUUACCCGGACAUUACGCGGCUCCAAGAGAUGCUCGAGAACACACUCGAAGUAUCACAAGAACUAAUAGACCUGCACGUCAAGUUAUUGCGUAAAACACGUAAAACUGUCUCAUCAGAAAAGUGGGAACGAGCACUGGUUAAGUUUUGCCACACCUACUCAAAUCAGGAUGGUUGGGAACUUGAACGCUUUGGCUACAAAAAAGCCCGUAUUGCUGUUAAACUGCGUCUACUUAAAGUACUAUUGGAAACACAAUUUGAUUUAAAUCAAAAGUUUAAGAACGAAGUAAACAAAUUGGCAGCCGACGAAUUGCGUGUGGAACCGUUAGGAAGGGACAAAAGUGGAUUGGCAUAUUGGUGUCAGCUGGAUGAAGAGUGCAACAUAAGAGUCUAUAGGGAAGAUUUAGAUGAAGAAAAUUGGGAGCUAGUAGCUAAGGAUCGAGAAGGUGUUGUUAAUCUUAUAAACACCUUGUCGAACGGCGAAGCCGAAGCUAUACCGAUCAACGAGGAUAGCAACAGCUUGGAAAUUUCUGAGAAACCUAUAAUAGACACCGGUCAAGUGACGACGUCUCCAAGUCUGGAGGACGAAGUUGUGCAAGAGAAUAACGCCCAUGUGAACGAGAUAAAUGAAAAGCAACUACCAAACGGUAGGAGCGAUGAAUUCGAAGACGAACAAGAACACGAGCAGAAUCAAGAUCAGGAUCAGAACGACAUAGGCAACGAAGCUGAAAAUGAUGAAGAGGAUAUUGACGCGGACGAGGAUGUGACGAAUGAUGAAAAUUCCAAGCAAAUCACGGAGGAAGACGAUUCUCAAGAAAUGGUACAAACUCCGAGCACAGAAUCAAGGUGUACAGACAAUUUGAAAACGACGAAUCUAAAGGUGGAUACAACAACCGUGGAAGAUACGAACCACAGAGAGGCUACCGAUGAAGCAUCUGCCGUUUCUUUAGCGCCAGAGACCAAGUCCGCAGUGACGCAUAAGCCAACUGUGCUCACGAUAACGAGUGUCACUAAAAGCGAACUCGAAGAAUCGGCACCGUUGAAGUCAAUAGAAACACCUGUUAUCACAUCUCCGUUGAAACUGGUCAAUAUCGCCGAAUUGAAACAGGCGCCAGAAGAAAAGUUAGCAAGUCCAACUAUGCCUAUUGCUGCAGUAUUAAACACGAUGAAGAAACUCAGCGCCGCUGACGAGAUCCCGGCGGAUCCCGUCGUGAAGACGCAUGAAAAACUACCUGGCAAAAAUAGUCUACCAUUUUCGACCGCUGAUUCUAUUCCCGUGGGGCACAGCAAAUUGUCGAUCAAACCGAUAGAUCAACUGGCCGCGAAUCUCUCGAGAAUACAGUCUGAAAAGCUCGAGAAACCGAGUGGACCGAAAUCAUUGGAAAAAAUUGCGGAAUCUCUGGCAAGAUCGUCCGGCGGUAUGCUGGGGAAUGUCGUGAACGGAAGUGAAGACGACAGGUUGCCACAAGACUUCUGCGCGAGGAAUCAGUCUGAGAAAUCGGCGAUGCUCCGAGGGCAUAGAGGCAUAGAUCUAUCUACGUCGCCGCGAGGCUGGGAGAACGCAAACGAACAAAAUCGACCGAUGGACUUCUCCGGAAUCGAUCUUUCUAGUCGAAAAUUGGCCAAAAUGGUGGAUCUGCCCUCCCCUGGAUACAGAACACCAGAUUUCCAGCACAGAGAGAUGGAUCUGAGCACGAAAAAGUCGAGCAAACCACCAGAGGUCUCCAAUUUGCCGUACGACGCGCGGAGCGUGAUGCGGAAACAGGCGAUGUUAGCCGAUCUGAGUAAGAGGCCUCCAUUCUCCACAUACGAGAUGCCUUCGACACCGUAUCACAAUGCAGUUAGAUUACCUAAGGAUGAGCAUAGAUUGCCGAGCUACACGUUACUUCCCGAUCCCAGCAAAAUCACGGCUCUGAGAAUGAAUACUGCGUCGCUGAAGCGUCCAUUGGAAGGUGACGACGCGCAACAAGACAUCUUGAAGAGGAUAAGGGCCGAUGUAAAUCCGAUCAGAAGCUCCAUGGACAAGAGAUCGAUGAUGAGCAACAGCUGGAGAGAGGAGGUAGGCGAAGCCAUCGAGGAACCGAUGAUGAUGGUUCAGGGUGAGGGAUCUGGCAGCGACUGCGACGCGGUGAAUCCCAUUGUUGGUGAGGCUAUCGAAGAACCGACGAGUUUUUUUCACGGCGAGGGUUCCGGCGCUGAAUGCGACACAGGCAACCCCAGCGACGACGCGUCCACUGACAAUAAAGAAAGCAACGAAUCAAAAAAUGAACCUGACUCGGCCAGUGCGACGCUGUCGCAGAAUAAGGUUUUAACCGAGGAUGAAGUAUCCGCGGACUCGAUAAUGUCGAAUAAAACCCCUGUAAAAUUAAAUAGAAACUAUCCGCAGUCUAAUGUAAGCGUAAACGAUAAUUGUCAAAUUGUAGAUUCUAUGCAAGAGAAGCCAAAGUUCAAGCCGACAUUAGGCGUUCAGAUAAUACCGAAGAGUACAACUGGCCCCGUCAAAAGGUCGUCCAGGUGGGACGUGGGUAAACCGGAAGAGAAAGCGGAAUGUGACAGUAGUAUCAUAUCAAACGAAGGAGACAUAUCACUGAAAGAAAGUACGAACGAUCGUGACGAACGCGACGACGCGGAGCAGAGGCUUUUUACCAUAGAUGCGGAAACGUCCAAAGAUUCUGCUGAUCCACAUCGAGACGCGGAGGUAGAUGGGAACUCCGCGAUUACGAAGAGCGAAACGAUCGAGGAUAGUGCUAAGUCGCAAAUGGCUGACGUAAGUUCAGAGAACACGAGUACAAUAGAACAGGAGACGGAUUUAAAGGUUCAAGAACCUACGCAGUGCGAUUCCUCUGUAUCGUCAUGUCAGGCGGACACCUCGCAGAGAUUCGAGUCGUGUACAAAUUCCGAAGCUAUAGUACAUUCGGCCAAUGUGCAAAAUACUUUCGAUCCGUUUAACGUAGCUUCGCACGGAUUGAACACUUCCGAAGUAAUGGAUAAUGAAUGCAAACCAGCAGCCGCGUCCCCACCGAGAUUUUUUUUUGGUCCCAAUUGUAUCUCGUAUACCUCCAAGUCCGAUGAGUUAGGACCGCAGUCGGAGCAAAGUGUGACUACAUCUGCGUACUCUAAAGCCGAUACUGUACAGUAUGAGUGUGUAUCGUCCUCAAAAUCGGUGGAUGACACAUCGUAUCUGUACAAUAAAACAGAAGACUUCGACUUGACGCGAACGAAUAAUAAUUCUUUAAAAACAAAUCCGUUCACUGCGGAACCUGACGAUGUCCCAAGUGGAAAUAGCAGCAAGAAUGUGGGGAAAACUGAAGAACCGAAUAACCACCCAUGGGAUCAACAGACAUCUACGGCGCUCGGGAGCUCGAAAGACCCGAGUGAUGUGCUCGAAGAUAACGUCGCUAAUUCAUCUAGCGAAACGCAAGCUCAAACGACAGCGAGUAUAAAAUUGAGUGUGCAAGAGUCUGUUUGCAGCAGUAAAGAAGUGGAAGAGGGUGACAACUCAAAAUUGACUACGAGCUCUAUAUCAGAGAUAUCUGGAAGCGAUGGUACAAAUGAAGUAAAUACGACUGCAGAAGAACCGGUUAAAAUUAUUUCGGCUAGCGAGCGCAGUGCGGAUCAAUCAGUGGAAAGCGGAAUCGUCGAGCCAUCGCAAUGCGACCAAUUUACUGAUUCUGGAAAAUCCGCAGACAUGGAAAGUCAAGAGAGCUCGAUUGAGAGGUCGGAUGAUGUUACGUCGCAGCUGUCGGAAGAGGGGGAAAAGAGCGACAAGGUAGCAGCCGAUUAUUCUAAGAAUGAGGACGAUUAUCAAUCAUCUACUAUCGGUAUAUUCAAGGAUCAAGAGAAAACAGAGUCCGUAACUACGGCACAUUCGUCUUUAUCGUCCCUCACUCAAAAUUCGCAAACCGAACUGGCCGAUCUUCGAGAGUUCGAGGACGGAAACAACUCGAACGAAUUGUUGGAUUCCACCAAUUCGACGAGAUGCGCGAAUUAUCAAGAAACGAGUAGACCGAUGGACGAUAGAACCGAGAAAUAUCAGACGCUUCAAAAGAACGAUCUGGAUUCGGCCGGGGAGAGCUGUGAUAAGCAGAGUGAUAGGAACGACAAUUUCUCCGAGAUCGACGGUCAAGAAGAUCACUCCACCGAUACGGACAACGAGAAAAUGAAGGGUCUGACCGGUUCCGAUGCUGACUCGAUGUGCGUCAACUACGACAGGAGCAGUGAGAGAACUGACGCAUUGUCAGACAUGGGGAUGCAAGACGAUGGAUCAGGCGACUCCGAAGAAGCCAAGGAGAAGGCACUGAACGAUGUACAAGUUAACGAUACAACGUUUAGUAUGGAAUCCGAGGCGCAUGUGCCUGAAAGUUCUCUAGUGAGUAGUUCAGAGCCGGCACCGGAAAACGAUAAGCUUGAUUUAGUUCCUACCAUAAGCAGUUCGGACGACGCCUGCGUACAGGAUUCUUCGUCUCAAGAGAGUGAACCUACACGGAUAGCCGACGAAAAGGUCGAGGACACAUUGGAUGUCGCCAAUAAGUCUUCCACGUUCAAUAUCCUGCCAACGUUGAUACCUGAAGCGAACAUCUUCGAACUAUCAAAACCUCAUACCGUAGAAAUCACGAAAGAAACGAAUUUGUCCAACCUGGUGCAAUCCACGAGCGAAUGCGCUAUCGAUGUUUUUGAAAAUCCCAGCUCUUGCAUCGAUCACGAUUCAAACGAAGAGAUGAUUAUAGACGAUCGUAUGUCUGAAUCUAAUGAAUCAUCUAAAGAGACUGAAGAAAUUCUAACGAAUGCGGAACAACAACAGGAAGAUAUAACGCGCGAAUCAGAAAAGGAAGAAGAUCCGGUCUCGACAAACGUUAAAUGGGAAUCCUGUCCGAUCGCAGAAGCUGAGGUUUCGACAAAGGGGAAGUCCGAAAUUGACAUUGGAAGUGAAAGCGUCAACGACCUCAAGAAGAUCACCGAGGAUGACAGGAGGACAAUUUGCAAUGACGAUAAACAGGAUACGGCAGUUGCGAAGGACGUCUGUGAAAUUGAUGAAAGUGAGGAGACAGCAGAAAAUAAAGAAGAAUCGGAAAUAGAUGCACCAACUGCAACUGUGUCGGAAUCAGAGGUGGAUACAACAAACGCAACUUCUCAUGAAUUACAGAUGAAGGUAACGAGUGAUAAGAAACAGUCGUUAGUUGCAAAUUACGACAGCAGCGAUUCCAAUGACGACGGUAGCGAUAAUGUUUUUGAGCCAGACGUUGUAGAGCAAGCGAGUGACUCUACAGACGACGUUGCCUCUUUGACAAGACAAGAAGAGAAGAUCGAAGAUGCUCAUGAAAAGUCGACAAACAAGGAGGACAAAGUCAACAGCACGAAUCUGACACCUGACGUGCCUCUGGAACAACCGUCUGUUGAACAGCAGACAGAGAAACUUGCUGAAGUCAACGAAGCAUUGAAUUUAGACACUACAACCGCAGAACAAGACGUUAAAAUUUGCGCACAAGAAUGCACAGACGAAGCGCAAGAUAAAUCUGCUCGUAAUAACGUCGAAUGUCUUACUAACGAAUCGACAACGCCUUUAGACAAAGAUGGGCCUCAGAGAAAACUAGAUAUUUGCGAUGAAUCUGUUACCGAUCAUCCUAAACUACUGGAGGAGUCCGAUUCGAUAAAGUUUGUGGAAGCUUCAGCUGUAAUUGAUGAAACCACUGAGCCUGUUACGAGCAAGGAUACCGAGAUGACUAUUAGCCAUAGUGAGAAAAGCAAGGAGCGUCCAAAUAAUUUAAUUGACAGUGUGAAAACAGUUCAAAUGGAAACUGUGGAAAAGAUGAAUCGUUUAACAUCAGAGAACGUUCAUGAUAUUAAUGAAGAUGACGCGAAUAAAUUUGAGAAGUCUUCGUUCGCUCGUGAAAGCACGGAAUUCAACGACGUAGACAGCCAAGUUACCAACGUAUUACACGUGAAAGAGCAGCGUGCGAAAGAUCUAGACGAGAUACCGAACGUUGGUUUGGACGUCGAGAACAUUACGAAGUUGAAAGAUGCUAAUGAACGCGAUAUCGAGGAACUGCCUAUUACGCAACCUUGCAAGAGAUUGAAGGAAGAUCUCGAAGAGUAUCGUGGUAAUGACAAUAAAUGCGACGUGAAAUUAAUCGGGGAAUGUUUAACCAAACCAUCUAUGGAGGCUGUAAGCUCUCCGAUUCACGCCGAAUCGAACAUCGUUAUGUCUGUGAAAGUGGAUAAAGCGUUAAUUGCUGAUAAAUCGCACUCGUGGAAAAACGAGGACGCAAAUUUGGAAGGGAGUGUAUCGUCGGAUACCCCGUAUUAUCCGAACUCGAUAUCCUCGAAAAUGGAAAGCAUCAACAAUGUGGACAGUUGCAACAAUCAAAAUGAGCCUUUUAAUAUAAAUGUAAAUAAGAUUGCUGAAAAUUUUAAUAAAAAUUCGGCUUCUGGUGCGAAUGACGAAUCGAUCACGCUUCUUACUCAAGAAACCGUUUCGGAAACUGGUACUAUCAAAUCCGACUUGAAGAAAGAAGCUAGCAAGCGGCUGAACGACGCGUCCGACAUAGAAGGUGUUCCUCCGAUCAAGUCCAAACCUCCAUAUUUGGAGACCGAAGAGAAGACGUUGGAAAACUUAGUAAAUACCGAUGUGCAAGCGCCUAAAACUUUAAACACGUUCAACGAGAUUGCGAGAUUAGAGGCAAAAGUUGAAGAUGAAAAACCACCGGCGAUCUCCACAGUGCAGUUGUUUCAAAACGAUUUCAGCACAGUAAACGAUUCCGCGGCUGUCGCACCAACAGAUAAUUCGAAGAAGAUCGGAAGCUUGGAAACGUCGGAGGAGAAAGAAUCCUCGGAGAUCCAGAGUAUUGAAUUGAAAACGAUACACGAGAUUUCCGACGAUUCGAUGGGUGCGGACAAUGAGAGUGUCUUUAAUGCACCGUCAGAGGAAGUCGAUCCUUUAGCGUGUACCGAUGACGACGCUCUGAAGAAUAUCGCCGAAGAAGAAACCACUUCCAAGAUAAGCAUUCGUGUGAAACCGGUGUCUGAACUGGUUUACGAAGGAUGGAAGUUGGACAACACUACGGAGAUCCCAAAGAUCUCACGAAAGCGACGUAAUAGCGCUCAUGAGUCGAAUUCCGAAGAUGGCGUUACGAAACAAGAGGAGGAGGAGAUGAUGGGCGGCAAAAGGAUGAAGUUACGCGGAAAACGCAUGCCCGACAAGGAACUACGGAAGUCCAUCGAGGAAAGUCGAGUGAUAGCUAUAAGCUCCGAAGAUGAAGCUGCGAAAUGCGAGGUUUCUGAGAAAGCACCGCAACACGUCAAUAAAGAUAACAACGACGAUCCGAAUAUAAUACAUGCAACGGUGAUCGACAGAAAGGCCAGGGGUCGUCCCAGAGGCAGACGAAGGCGCGGUUUUCGGAGUGCCGGGCGACCCAGUCGGCCAAAAAUCACAGGAUUUCAGGGCGAUCAAGUAUCUGUUGGUAUUCAUCCCGAUGGGACUCCAAAUGACGCUUUGAACAUGGCACCAACGACGCAAAAGAGGAGGAAGAAACGAAAAAUGGUUCUGGGCUUAGAAAUAGGUAGAGACAUUGCAUUGGAAACUGAAGCAUCAAUGAUGCAGAAUGAAACGCCUGUCAGACAAUCAAGAAGAAUAGCGCAGUUGAAAAUCAAGGAGCAAGCAGACAGACGUAGGAUCGAGGAGGAAUCCAUGCGCGAGUUGGAAGAAAAAAAGGAAUCUGACAAGAAGAAGAGAAGGAAGCAGAAGACGGAAAGCGAAGACGAAGUUAUCAUAAAAGAAAUUGAAAAAGAGAAAAAGUCCAAGAAGAAGCGACGAAAGAGGAAAAAGAAAAAGAUGCUGACAAAAUUCAACGAAGCGAAUCCAUGGCAGAGUUCAUCUGGAUCUAGCAGUGAUGAGGAAAAUGAAAAUGAGGAUGAGGAAGAAGAAGAAGACAUGGAGAGUGAGGGAUCUUUGCUGUUUAAAAGUGAUCACGAGUUUUCUCCGGAGAGCGAUCUUGAAAAGGAUCAAGAGUCAGAACCGUUGAGACGUGCGAGAACCGCUCAAAAGGCCCAAAGCGACGUCGAAGAAGCAGAGGAUGAAUACGCUUGUCAAAAAUGUAGCAAGGCUGAUCAUCCUGAAUGGAUCCUAUUGUGCGACUCGUGCGAUAAAGGUUGGCAUUGCUCAUGUCUCAGGCCAGCCCUUAUGCUCAUACCUGAAGGUGACUGGUUUUGCCCGCCGUGUCAGCAUAAUUUACUAGUAACAAAGCUGCGGGAAACCUUGAAAACAUACGAUCAGUUAACAAAGAGACACGAAAACGAAGCACUGCGGAAGAAACGAUUAGCAUUUGUCGGCAUAAGCUUGGAUAACGUGCUUGGACAAGGUGACACGACACAGCGUUUGUCGAAAGGAUCGAAAGCAUCCAGUCAAGAAUCGGAUAACGAAUCUACGUCUUCUACAUCGGCCUCCUGUUCAGAUACAUCGAGCAGCGAAGAAAGUGAACCAGUUUAUCAAUUACGUGAACGUCGAUGCGCCAGCACCUACAAAUUUAACGAAUACGAUGACAUGAUCAAUGCCGCGAUUCAGGAUGAGGUCGAAGCGGUCCAAGGUGCUGGUAAUCAAGGAAGAGGCAAGGACAUUGCGACUAUAGUUAACGCAGAAAAAGAAGAGGCUCAGGCCGAAGCGUUAAAGAUGACACAAUUAGAAGAAGACAGGGAUGAUAUCGAGAGGAAAUCGGAAAAAGAAAGCGACGAAGAAUAUAAAAUCGAAAACGAAGAUAUAAUCGACGAAAUAGAGGAAGAAAAAAAUAGAGUUGCUAAAAAGUUAUUGGCGCGUAAGAAACACCGGAAACUAAACAGCCUUGAUAUAAGCAGCGAAGAUGAUCCUGAGAGUGAUGAGGAUUUCAAAGGUUCAAGUUCUGAUGAUGAAGAGGACUUUGACGAUCAUAUCACGUCAUCUGACGAAAGUACCUUUGCCAAUAUGAAACGACGUGGUAGGAAGGGCGAACUACGUCCCGUUAGAAGAUCUACCAGAGCGCGCAUGACCAGAGGUUACGACGAUGAUUUUAUUAACGAUGACAGUGAAGAAAGUGAUCGACCCAAGCGGAAAAAAUCGCGAUCGAUGUGGGGGGAUUCGGACAGCGAAGACAGUGAUAAUUCGUGGAGGCAAAGAAAGAAAAAAAGUAGAACAAUGACGACGUCUAGGAUCAGAACAAUACCGAAAACAAAAGGGAAAAAGAAGAAAAAGAGAAAACGUAUAAUAGAAUCUGACAAUCAGAGUGAGAACGACGAAGAAGAUGAGCCAAAAGUCGAAGAACAAUGUGAGCCAAACUUGCAAGACGUAGAUACUACUGAGACAAACGAGACGAUGAACGUUAAUAAACAGGAGAAUUUUGAAAAUAUAAUGGAUGAAAAUAAUGUUGAAAUGAAGGAUAAAGGGUUACAAGAAGCAACCUCAGAGGUUGCACAUGUCCCACAAGUUCCAGAACCGCAAGAGAGAGUGCCAAUCCAGAAAAUAAAAAAAGACGUUGCGCCUAAACCGAAAAAAGUCCCAACUAUACGACGUAAGAUUAUUUACGGUGGACUUCCAGACGAGAACAAGCAAGAGGAGGAGGAAAUAUUAAGCAGAAGGACUCGAGGGCGAAAAAUCAAUUAUCGAGAGGAGAUGGCAUCAGAUAGCGAGGAGGAACUCAAGAAGGCGCUAAUGAUGAGAAAGACUGGGGAAAGCGAAGAUGAGUUUGUGGUGAAUGAGGCUGAUGAAAUAAACGAUGACGGGGACAAGGAUUCUGACUCAGGAGACGUUUAUAUUCCCAAGAAAGACGCUCUAAAAUUUAAACACAAGUCACCAAAGGCGAAAAAACCGCGAAACAGCAAAAGUCCCGCAGCGAAGCGUAAGUCGAUAUCAGACGACAUGCCAAAGCAAAGAAAGAAACCAGGGCCAAAACCGGGCAGCAAGAACAAAGCGCGUAAAUUGAUGAAACAGAAGGAAGAACCAGACGGGGAUAUAAUCGGCGCGGUCAUGGACAAUCCUAUUAGCGAUAUAGCCUCUAAGAUGGAUGAUAAUCUUCCGGACAACGUCGGACUGACUGGUACGACAAUGUCGGUGGCGAGUUCGUUCGCUGGAGACGUUCCAGAAGGUUCACUGACAGGACUUGGUGCUGGAGAAUUGGCCGAUUUGGACGACGAGCAACUCGAGCAAAUGAUGAUGGAGGACGAGGAAUAUGGCCGACGACAACUUGAGCUCGCUGCGAUCGAGAUAGCGAAGAAGAAGAAGAAAGAGGAACGAGAAGCCAAAAAAUUAGAAAAAGCGCGCUUGAAAGCUCUGGAAAUACUUGCGGCAGAGAGGCAAAGAGAUGCUAACGCGCCCGAAGGUACGGAUGGCGAGAUACCGAAAAAGAAGAAACGCGGCCGACGUAGUAAGGCCGAGAUAAUCGCUGAGCAGAUGCGCAGAGACGGUGCUCCGGAUCUAGGAAUAACCAGUAUGGCACCUGCGGUCAGCGGCGGUGUUACCCCGGACGGUGCUAGUGGUGGUGUCUCGCACAACAUGAAUCCCACUUUGUCUACAGUUCUGACGCCGGACACUGACAGGAGUGCCGAAGGGGCACACAUUCCUCUCAUGACUGGACCGGAUGGACAACUCUUCAACCCUGACGGAUCGCCGAUGAAGCCGAAACGACGCGGACGAGGUAAAGGUAAGAAGACAUUGGCAUUGGAGGCGGCCAGAGCAGCUGAGGCGGCAGCCAAGGCUGCAGCUGAAGCUGGUUUGAUCGGUAUGGGGACCGAUUCAAAUCCGGAAAUGAAGCAGAACGAUAUCCCCAACGUUCUUCCCACGCCAGGCAGCAGUACAUCUGGCUCAGCACCUUCCACACCGCCGGCGAACACCGUGCCGACUCCAGGUCCACCCUCGACGCAAUCCUCGAACUCGCAGCCUGUUUAUCCGUCGCUUCCGCCUGGUCAACAGUCUUCCGUCAUCACGAGGAUGCUUCAGUCACAGCCGGUAUCCAGUAGCCCGCAAUCGUUCACUGUUGCAGCGGCUGCAAUGGGUCACAAGUACUUCGGCGCACCCAACGCGGGCGGACAGAUGAUGGGCGGGCCGCGAACAGGAUACGAGAUGCAACCGCGCGCCAGGAUCCCAUCUCCAUACCGGCAAGCGGGUCAAUCUUCUAUGCCGCCGCAUUUCGCUGCAGUGGGGACGGGAACACCGACAAUGCGUAUGCGAGUACCCGGACCGCAGAUGUAUCACACCGGUCGCCAUCCUAUGGAUCCAUCGCCGUCGGGCGGUGGACCUAUUUCCAUCAACAGGGAUCGCAGUUCUCCAUUGACACCCGGACCGGCGAUGAUUCCGCCAUCAGCCGGCAGUCCAUUAGCUAAGGGAGGACCCACGCCACCGCCACCACCGCCGCCAUACGUGCGAGGUGGUCCGUCGAUGGCUAGGUUUGCGGAUAGUCCCAUGGGACCCAGGCAUCAGAUGCCGCCGUUCACCAACGCAUCACCUGUUAAUCACAACAUGCAGCAACCUUCACCACCACCCAGUCGACCACCUGGUAAUUUCUCGCCUUAUCACCCACCGCCGCCUCCUAACUACCAUUACGGCGCGUAUCCGCCGCCACCACCGAUGUCUACAGCGGACGACGCAGCCGCCUAUCAGACUUCGCCGUAUCCUUCGGAGCACUUUUCCUCUCCGGCGGACAAUCAACCGCCGAUUCAGGCACCGCCGCCCCAAGUACCACCUCCGCAACAGGCGCAUCCAGGCGAUCCUGGCGCCGGCAACAAACAAUACGAUGAGGAAGGCACUGGCGAGUUCGGCGGGCUGGUAUCUUACUUUAGUAGCCAGAGGGAGGACGAUCUUGAUUCGUAGCAUGAGUGAGAGCUUGGCCAACCCUGAAUCGUUAGCUAGGGUCUAGAAGCGCGCGUUUACCGCGCUCUUUCAUGCCCAGGUAUAAGAUCGCAACUUUUGCUGAAGAGGCAUGCCAGUAACGCCGCGAGAAACAGCGUAUAGGUAACGCAUGAACGAUUAUCCGGAGGACUCGUCGUGGAUAUAUCGCGCGCGAUGCCCGUUCGUCGCGGGGAUAACGCGGGUACAUGUGUACGCGCGUGCGCUUACAAAAGACAGAGCCGCAGUCUUCCUCUUCGACCUCUAACAGCAAACAGUUGUCUGUAGCCUUUGCACUUCUUUGUGGAGAAGAAAGCCGCCGGAAGCAAAUCUAUGGUUGGCCAAGUGUAGAGCGAGCGGACAGAUAAAAAUUUCGGUGCGACGAAGGGCGAAGCCUAUUUUCUAAGAGUUGUAACUUUUUCUGUAAUUAGCUUUUCAGUUUGACCUGACAAUUUAUAUGACGUGCACGACCGCGCGUGCUACAUAAUACAACGGCAAUGCGGUCGUGCCGUCCGAGAGACGACCAGACAAAAGAUCUGACCAGAACUUUUUCACCAUUAUUCGUUGCUAAAUCGUCAGACGGAGUCAUUUCGAGCGGAGUUACUUCCGAGAGCGAUUUUUAAAAGUGAGAAGAGUAGGCUACUAUAGUAGUCGCAUGCCCCGUUGCGGGGAAGGAAAAGAAAUCAGUCUUCAAUAGCAACGAGAAGGGAGUAAAAAUUAUCGCAUGUGGCUUGGACGAUGCAUUAUUGUUAACGUGUACAUAUGUAAAUACCGUAAGUCCUUUAGAUUAUAUAUUACAUGUAUUAUAUAUAUACACACACAGAACACACACACUCACAGUCAUGCAGAAUACUAUAGAAGUGGAUUAGUGCGCAAAGGGCACAAAUGUAAUAUUUAAAUUUAAUCCAAAAAAGGAUGGCAUCUUUGAGUAUAAUAAAUUAACAAAUGGUGUGAA
This is a messenger RNA of Odontomachus brunneus, 14145 nucleotides long. RefSeq lists its product as uncharacterized. NCBI's taxonomy places the organism in Eukaryota, Metazoa, Arthropoda, Insecta, Hymenoptera, Formicidae. The coding region runs from base 1257 to 13175 and encodes 3972 amino acids. The transcript is spliced from 16 exons. The record is from RefSeq and is a predicted model, not a curated record. Gene Ontology annotation, biological process: regulation of DNA-templated transcription. Gene Ontology annotation, cellular component: RSF complex.